UAAUCACAGAAGCCUUCAAUCUUUUCACCAGCGUUCAUGAACCUUAAACCGUAUAAAUACCCCAUUCACCCUUUUCGGCUCUCCACCUCAACGCUCUCUGUUUUCCUUCUUCUUCUUCUUCUUCUCUGCUUGCUUUUCACGAGCCCUUUAAAAGUACUCAAAAUGAUGUUCGGUGAUAACAAUGCUGAUUUUGCUCUUCUUGAAUCUAUUCAACGGUACUUGCUCGACGAUUUUGAUGCUCCGGUUUUGGGGUUGGGGGAGAAUUGGGGGGAAUGGACUGUGCCUUCACCUGCAGAGUACAAUUCACCGGACUCCGGCGACUUUAGUGGAAGCUCCGGGUGGUUGUCGUGGGUCGACGAGGAGGAGACACCCUCACCCGUGGUCAAGAAAGAGCCCGAAACAAUGGGUUUCCAUGAGUUUCCGGCGAUUUUGGAUUUCACGGCGGUGCCUCCUCCGAAAGUGGAGGUGUCGCCGGCGCCACCACUAGUUGAGAAGCGCUACAGGGGAGUGAGGAGGCGGCCCUGGGGAAAGUUCGCGGCGGAGAUAAGGGACCCAGCCAAGAACGGCGCCCGGGUGUGGCUGGGGACAUACGAGACGGCGGAGGACGCGGCGGUGGCCUACGACAGGGCGGCGUUCCGCCUGCGAGGAGCUCGUGCCUUGCUGAAUUUCCCGCUUAGAAUCAACUCCGGCGAACCAGAGCCGGUUAGAAUCACAACCAAGAAGAGACUGGCGGCUUCAACGGAUUAUUGCUCCUCCACCUCGUCUUCAUCCUCCUCGACAUCAUCGGAAAAUGUGUCAUGUAAGAGGAGGAAGACGGCGGCUCAAGUGGUGGAGCAAUCAGUUGUACAAAGUUCUACAUCUUUUCAUCUGCAAUAA
Molecule: messenger RNA, 876 nt
Organism: Ipomoea nil (Japanese morning glory)
Lineage: Eukaryota; Viridiplantae; Streptophyta; Magnoliopsida; Solanales; Convolvulaceae
Product: ethylene-responsive transcription factor 2-like
Exons: 2
Coding region: 37-876 (279 amino acids)
Biological process (GO): ethylene-activated signaling pathway; regulation of DNA-templated transcription
Molecular function (GO): DNA-binding transcription factor activity; DNA binding
Source: RefSeq, a predicted model, not a curated record